Messenger RNA from Phycodurus eques (leafy seadragon), 1747 nucleotides. It is a transcript of the gene emp1a, whose product is annotated as epithelial membrane protein 1. The transcript is spliced from 5 exons. The coding region runs from base 112 to 585 and encodes 157 amino acids. Gene Ontology annotation, cellular component: plasma membrane. The record is from RefSeq and is a predicted model, not a curated record. NCBI's taxonomy places the organism in Eukaryota, Metazoa, Chordata, Actinopteri, Syngnathiformes, Syngnathidae.
ACAGGCCGAUGUGUGUGCGUCCAAGUCUGAGCUGGGUGGGUCUUUCUACUGCCGUUCACAUUUUCCAAAUAACUCCCGGCCUGUGCGUUGGAGCGCUUUCAGAGGGUCACCAUGUUGAUGCUGGCUGGAAUCGUUGUUGUGCAUCUCACCGCCAUUAUCCUCCUCCUCAUCGCUACCAUUGAUAAUGCCUGGUGGACCGCCGACGCGUUGUCGACUGACUUGUGGGGAAGAUGGGAGCUGGUCAACUCGGCCUGGCAUUACACGAACCUGAAAGACUACACAGAAGAGUACCUCCAGGCGGUACAGGCGACUUCAGUGUUGGCGUGCAUCUUCGCCAUCCUGGCCCUGUUUGUUUUUGUGGCUCAGCUCUUCACUCUGCCCAAAGGCCAGCGCUUCACCUUCACCGGCGUUUUACAGUUGCUCGCCUGUCUAUGUAUAAUGAUCGCUGCCUCAAUCUACACCGCCGAGUUCCACACCGGUGAAAACGGAGCAUACGGACACUCCUACAUCCUGGCCUGGAUCUCAUUUGUCCUCACGCUGCUCUUAGCCAUCACCUAUCUCGUCCUGCGGAAAAAAAGCGAGUGAGAGGAAAGCGAGGAGGCCGGGAUCCGGCGUCACGCUCCUCCUCAAUUGGAACGUCCAAGAAGUAUCCCCCAAAUUUGAGACAAAUAUUUGCUGUUGGGAGUAAAAUAGGGGAAGAUUGGUCAAUCACCAUUUCAAAAUAUAUUUUGACUCACGAUAAACUUAACACAUUUAGCCUGUGUAUAAUCAUUUUAUUGGGCGGAUUUCCCUUCAGACAUUUAAUUUCACGGUAUCAAAUACAUUUGUAUAACAGGCUGAUUUAUGUCAUUACCAUAACAUGUCAAAUUUGUUACAAUUGCCAAGUUACAACGAUGUAAUAUAUUACUGUACUACUUUUGACAUCUCGUGGCAAAUUAGGCGUACAUCAACUGUGACGUUACUAGCUUGCAGCUAGUUAGCUUAGCAUGACAUUUGGGAGAAGUGGGAGUGAAAUGUCGUUUUUGUUUGUUUGUUAGUUUUUUAACAGUUUACACAUAAAGAGAGCUUUAGGAGGUCUUAAGUGGGGAUUUUGUUCCCUUCGAAUUAUGCAGCCACUAUGCUAAACUAACCCAAACUGCAGCCGGAAUACGGCUUAUACAUUUUCAGUGCAAACAGGAGCGUAGCACUUCGGUGCCUUUAAUUCUCACACUGGCGGCUCUUUUGGAAUAAAGCCAUCAGCUUAGACUAUUUUGGAAGCGGGGUGAUGAUAAGUCUAAGGGCUGAUCCCCCCCCCUCAAAACCAAGCUGAAGCUUCCAAUGACCACCGCAAGAAUGAAGUGAACAAAUAAAGGUAAUAGGUUUUGCAUGUUUGCAACACAACAACUUCCCCGUUGCUGUACUUGAACAAUUAAAACAAGCUUUAAUUGGGAAUACAAGUAGUUUGAAGUCAUGUAUCUUUAUUUCAUGAUUGAAGUAGUGUAUCCUCGUUUUAUCCAUGUACAUUGUAACCAUUAUAUUUUUGUAACAUUUUGUAAUGUUUUUUUUUCGUUUUCAAGCUAUGUUUUGCAUUUUGUUUGUAGUAGGCUGCUAUCCUGGAAAAAAAAGUACAUCAAUUUGUACAUGUGAACCAGAUAUGGAGGAUGAGUGUUUCAUUUGACCAUAUUUCUAAACUAUGCAUUAGAAGGUUUGUAAUUACUUUGGAGUGAAGCCAUACACUAUAAUCAAUAAAACAACUAGUAACAAACAC